Molecule: messenger RNA, 10014 nt
Organism: Cynoglossus semilaevis (tongue sole)
Lineage: Eukaryota; Metazoa; Chordata; Actinopteri; Pleuronectiformes; Cynoglossidae
Gene: lama1
Product: laminin, alpha 1
Exons: 63
Coding region: 515-9622 (3035 amino acids)
Biological process (GO): regulation of cell adhesion; cell adhesion; axon guidance
Cellular component (GO): basement membrane
Molecular function (GO): signaling receptor binding; extracellular matrix structural constituent
Source: RefSeq, a predicted model, not a curated record
AUCAGAGUCCAGUUAAAGGAGAGUCCCAUAUGCUAAUUUCAAAUCUGCAUCGCUGGUUAUUUAGAUUAAUAUAAACUUAGGCCUGAACAACUGAAAAGUCAAAGGUUUUGCUCACAGUCCAGCCCCGUUUAAUUUUAACACUAAAAACAAGUAGACGGUGUGAAACUAGAUAUUCAAUCCUUUUUUUUUGUUGUUGUUGUUUUGUAACAGACUUCAUAAUCUCCCUACACCACCGGGAGAUGGUACAGUCCACCCUUCCCCCUUCCUCACUUCCUCCCCCUCUUAUUGAGUAGAAUGAAUGAAAGAGAGAGAGAGAAUAUGGGCAGAUAGAGAGAGCUAGAGUCAGAGUGGCGCCCCAAGCAGAGACCUUGCAGCAACACAUUCCUCUGAAGCAGGUUUAUUUGACCAGUUAGUGCUGGUUGAGCUGCAGCCAGGCCUGCGGACUGGUCAACGCUGGGGGAAAAAAGAAAAAAAAAAAAAAAAAAUCAUUCGAAUCAGUCAAGAAGAAGCAGGGAUGAAGCUACUGCUGCUGCUCCUGCUCCUGGAGCAAGCUGUGGCUCAGCAGAGAGGUCUGUUUCCGGCCAUCUUGAAUCUCGCAAGUAAUGCCGACAUCAGCAGUAAUGCCACGUGCGGAGAUCCGGAACCCGAGGUCUACUGCAAACUGGUUGAUCAUGUUCCAGGACGAAAGAUCAAAAAUCCACACUGUCCCAAAUGUGAUGCCAACUCUGUCCUUUCCAAAGGGCGCCAUUCUAUUACAAAUGCGAUUGAUGGAACAAACCAAUGGUGGCAGAGUCCAAGCAUCAAAAAUGGACGACAGUUUCACUGGAUCACCAUUACACUAGAUCUGAAACAGAUUUUUCAGAUCGCUUACAUCAUUAUCAAAGCUGCAAAUUCUCCUCGUCCAGGUAACUGGAUCCUGGAACGCUCACUAGAUGGUGCGACCUUUUACCCGUGGCAGUUUUACGCCAUCAGCGACACUGAGUGUUUAUCUCGUUACAAUAUCACACCGAGGCUUGGGCCACCAACAUACAAGAGAGACACAGAGGUCAUCUGCACAUCCUAUUAUUCUAAGCUGAAUCCACUGGAGCACGGAGAGAUCCACACUUCUCUGAUAAAUGGGCGCCCUGGGGCUGAUGAUCUAACGCCUGACCUCCUGAACUUCACGUCAGCUCGUUACAUCAGGCUUAGACUUCAGCGAAUCCGGACGCUUAACGCUGAUCUGAUGACACUGAGCAGCCGAGACCCUCGAGAAAUUGAUCCCAUCGUGUCCCGUAGGUAUUAUUACUCCGUCAAAGACAUCUCGGUGGGUGGGAUGUGCAUCUGUUACGGACAUGCAAAAAGUUGCCCGCUCGACCCCGUCACUAAGAAGCUGCAGUGCGUGUGUGAACACAACACCUGUGGAGAGAGCUGUAACCAGUGUUGCCCUGGUUACCACCAGCAGCCAUGGCAACCUGGUACCCUUACUGAGGGAAACACAUGUGAAAAGUGCAAUUGUCACAAUAAGGCCACGGACUGUUACUUCAACCAAACCGUUGCUGACCUCUCACUGAGUCUAAACUCUCGAGGCUCCUAUCACGGAGGGGGGGUUUGUCUCAACUGUCAACAGAACACAGAUGGAAUCAACUGUGAAUCAUGUCGUGAUGGAUACUACAGGCCUGCUCAGGUUUCACCGUACUCCGAUUAUCCUUGCGUUGAGUGCAAUUGUAACCCAAAGGGAUCAGAAUCGUCGGUUUGUGUCAAAGACGACAAACAACAACCAGGUGUCUCUGCGGGCAAGUGUGUGUGUCGAGAGGGUUUUGCAGGUCAACAAUGUGACCGUUGCGCAUUUGGAUACAGAGAUUUUCCCCAGUGUGCAAAGUGUGAGUGUAACCUGUCAGGCAGCAUCAACAACGACCCCUGUGCUCCCUGCAUCUGCAAGGCCAACGUAAUGGGCGCUCAUUGUGACCUCUGCAAACCGGGAUUCUACAACCUGCAGAACGAUAACCUUCUCGGCUGCACGGAGUGUUUUUGCUUUGGUGUUUCUGACGUGUGCGAGAGCUCUCACUGGUCUACAGCUUCGGUGCAUUAUAAAGAUGCUUGGCUCAGCCCCGCUACUGACUACGAUAAACCUGCCAUUCAUGACAACAACCUUCUCAUUCCUGCCAACGUCUCCUUUGGCCACACCCAUGGGCAAAUGCUGUCAUGGGCAGCACCGGCUAGUUUCUUAAGGAACAAGCUGAUGUCAUAUGGAGGUUACCUGAACUACUCUGUGGUUUACGACGCCCCGAUGGACAACAUCGACCGCUCCCUUCCUGCACUGUCUGACAUCAUCAUUGAGGGAAAUGAACGAGCUCUUCGCACGUCCACUCGUCCCGUGCUUCAUCUUUCACCGUUGGCUGAGAGCGCUGUUGUCGUUAAGAUUGUGCCGGCGCAGCUUGUUGACAAUCUGACCAAUGCUGUGGUAACACGCGAUGACCUCCUGUCUGUGCUCACAAAUGUGGUGUCCUUGAAGGUCAGGGUUCACAUUAAUGCCUCUGCAGAUGGACCCAUACGACUCAGUUCAGUGUCCCUGACCAUCGCUGACGCCGCAUCAGUUUCUGGUGCUCCGGCUGUUGCAGCGGAGAUGUGUGAAUGUCCGUGGGGUUACAGUGGCACAUCCUGUGAGGCAUGUCUGCCAGAUUUUUACAGAGUGGGUGGCGUCAUGUUUGGAGGCAACUGUAUGCAGUGCGAGUGUAACGAUCACGCCAAGCAGUGCGACAUCUAUGGCGUCUGUGUGGUGAGGCUCGAUUACUUCAGUCCUACUUGUGUGCUGGAAGCUUCGGGACAGGUGACAUGUGACCAGUGUCAGGUCGGAUACACAGGAGUUAACUGCGAAAGGUGUGCCACUGGUUACUAUGGUAACCCACAAGUAGUGGGAGGAGUCUGUGUCCCGUGCGACUGCAACGGCAACGUGGAUGUGAGUGAGUUCGGACAUUGCGACGCAAUCACGGGCGAGUGCCUCCUUUGCCUUGGCAACACAACCGGAAGACACUGUGAAAUCUGCCAGCCUGGCUAUUAUGGAGAUGCUAUUCAGGCCAAAGACUGUCGAGAGUGUGGGUGUGAUGUCAGUGGUGCACUUUCCAGCCAUUGCGAUCUGACAACAGGAAAAUGUUCAUGUCGAGAGAAAGUGACAGGACGAGCUUGUGACACCUGCCUGCCCGGUUUCUUUGGUUUGCAAAAAAGUGGAGGCUGCUCGGCCUGUAACUGCAGCCAGUCAGGAUCCGUUUCCAAGACAUGUGACGAGGACGGACGGUGUCAGUGUGUCGAGGGUGUGGGCGGAGACAGGUGUGACAGAUGUAGUCGUGGGUAUUAUGGUUUCCACGGCAGCGGCUGCACAGCAUGCACAUGCGAACACACCGGAGGAAACUGUGACCCGGAAAGUGGGGAAUGUAUUUGUCCGGCCCACACAGAAGGCGACAGGUGUGAAAGGUGUGAGACAGGUUACUGGGGUCACGACCUGAUCCAUGGCUGUGAGCCAUGCAGCUGCAGCAUCGCAGGAAGCUCUGGCCCAAAUUGCAAUGUCACAACUGGACAGUGUCAGUGCAUACAAGGAUUCUCUGGCAGGAUAUGUGAUCAGUGUGCACCAGGUUACCAUGGUUACCCAGCAUGCUUGACAUGUGGCUGUGAUGUGGCGGGAACCGAAGAGCGCUUCUGCAAUACAACACUGGGACUGUGUGACUGUAAACCCACGGGCGUGUGUGCAUGCAAGGUGGGUGUGACCAGCCUUCACUGUGAUGAGUGCAAAUCCGGCUGGUUUGGUUUGUCGACGGCAAAUCCAAACGGCUGCUCUCAAUGUUUCUGUUCGGGACUCAGCCGUGACUGCGAGGAGAAAGGAGGACUGAGGAGAGAACAGGUCAGCCUUGGUCACUCUCCUGCCCUUCUCUCAUUGGUAAGUCAGUCUAACCUGCGCGGUGUAGUGUCCGGAGUUUAUCAGCAGAGUGGAGACAUGCUUCUCGACACUCGCCAAGUGAACAUGAGCACGCUGACGGGCCCCGUUUACUGGAAGCUUCCUCCGCAAUUCGAAGGCGAUCAGCUCAUGUCCUACGGGGGCCACCUGUCUUACAACGUGACCUUCUAUGCUGAAGAUGGUUCCGGAUUGUCCAAUCAGGAGCCUCAGGUGUUGAUAAGAGGAGGAACCCUGAGAAAGCAUGCCAUAUACACUGACAUGGUCGCCCCACCGAACGGCGUUACGACUCAGCAUUACAUCAAAAUGGCAGAGCACAAAUGGAAGUAUUUCAACUCCGUGUCGGAAAAGGCCGUUAGUCGUGAUGACUUCAUGUCUGUCCUCAGCAGCAUCCAGUACAUUAUCAUCAAGGCAUCGUAUGGAACAAAACUCCAACAAAGCAGAAUCUCCAACAUUACAAUGGAGACAGCUGUAGAGUCGGAGCCAGAGGAACUAGCCUAUCGCAUGAGGGACGCAGUCAGACUGAUUGAGUCUUGCAGUUGUCCACCUGGGUACAGUGGACUGUCCUGUCAGGAGUGUGCGCCAGGUUACUUCCGUCAGUCUCAGUCAGAGUUGUCCUCUCAGAGUCGAAAAUCCAUGGUCGUUACGCCGUGUAUCCCCUGUCAAUGCAACAAUCACAGCACGAGCUGUGACAAGGAAUCUGGAGAGUGUCUGGACUGCCAGCACCAUACCAGUGGGCAUCGAUGUGAGUCGUGCGCUCUGGGGUAUUACGGAAAAGUCAGAGGGUCCAUCAGUGACUGCUCACUCUGUGGAUGUCCACUCCGCGACAAUAGUUUCAGUUCCACGUGUGUGUUGGAUGGAGCUUUUGGGGACUAUCGCUGCACCGCAUGUCAAAGGGGAUAUGAGGGCAGAUACUGUGAGAGGUGUUCUUUGGGUUACUACGGUAAUCCCUCAAAGCCUGGUGGACAGUGUUUCCCGUGUUCCUGCAGUGAGUGGGGCUCUGUCCAGCCACUAUGUGACCAGCUGAGUGGACAGUGUGAGUGUAAAGCUGGGGUCAAGGGCCAGUUAUGCGAACACUGUGAUGAGAGACACGUCCUGGAGGAAGGAGAGUGUGUGUCGUGUAACGAUGCGUGCACCGGUCUACUGCUGGAUGAUCUUGACAAACUACACAACAUCUUUUUAACUGUGAAUGUAAGUGCCAUUGUCAUGGCACCAUAUGGCCAGAUGGUGGCUUUGGAAAACCAGACCAGAGGACUGCAGGUCGCGUUAUCACAGAACAACUCAGUGGCAUCGUAUGUAUCCGGAGAAAAAGAUCGUGUUGAUCGUAUGACCUCUGACCUCAGCAAAUUACUGAAGCAGGUGACGCAUCUGUCUGACCGUCGGGAGGAAGUAGAGCUGUCCGCAAACACCAGUCUCUCCCAGGGUGCAUUGCUGCUGACAGACAUCACCAGACUUCAGAAAAACAUUCAGGUUCUGCAGAUGGAGAUGGAACAUCUGAAUCAAACCAAGGGGGAGAUCCAUACGUCCAAACAGAGACAUAUGUUGGAGGAGCUGGAGGUUUUGUUGGAAACAAUGAGCGAUGUCAACUUAACAGUUGGCAAUGCGCUAGCUGGUCAGGAGCUAAUGCUAGCUGAAUCCCUCCUUCACCUACUGGAGUCGGAUUUCGUGUCUGUCAGAGAAGCAUUUGACACCAAGCUCCUUGCUUUGUCCCGCAUGCUCGCCACCAACACAGAGAGGCUGAACAACGUGUAUUCACUCCUCAAUAACGCUGCACAAAACAACACGCAAACACACGAUGUCCUCGAACGAAUGCACGCGCUGCUGCAAGAUUAUGAGCCCCUCUGUCAGAACCUGAACGGGACAUACAUCUCCGUGGACACCCUGGUAGAGGACAGUCAACUUUUGCUGAACGAUGCCGUUAGCCUUAUUGAGGAUUUGACGAAGAGCAACACGCAGGUGGAGCUGUUGAGCACGGACUUGGACCAGUGGCGUCCCCUGCUGAGAAAAAAGGUUGACGGUCUCGUAAUUGGACUCAAGGAAACAGACGGCCUAGAAAACAUUUAUCGCGCUGAGAGCCAUGCCCACAUGCUCGAGAACCAAGUUUACGCCAUGCGCAGCUCUCUGUCUGCGGUUUUUAACUUGUCUCGAAAUGGCAGUCAAUUGGUCCAGCUCGGAGGUGACGUCUCACAGCAAGUUGACGCCGCUGAACAGGAGGCGUCAUCCGCCCUCACCUCUGCCUCCGUUGCUCUGAACGUGACUGCCCAAACUAAACAGCUGCUCUCAGGGAACGGCGAAGAGGAGGACAGAAGUGGCAGUAUUUUACUAGCAAGUCAACAAAUGGUCAAGGCAGCUGAAGACAUGCACUCAAAAGUCUCUAAUGGAACCAGCAGACUCCAAAUGCUCCGAGAGGAUGUCGGGAAAACAAGUCUACACCUUCAAAAGCCAAUGAAAGAGCUGCUAAGUAUCAAUGGUUCCUCGUGGACAUUGUCCCAGGCUGUAUCUCAGGCAACAAGUGCACAGUCCGGCAUGCAGGAUGUGCUGCAACGCCUACAAGGAUUCAGGGAUAAGCUUCAGAUUUCUUCCUCCACGGUGGAAAACGCCGCUGACGCAGUGAGAGACACCAACAAGAUAAUGACACAGACACAUACCGCGGCCAAUGAGGUGAAGAGCAAGCUGGAGGAGGCGGAGCAUCGCACGGAGCAUCUCAUGAAGCAGAUCAAGCCGUUGAGCAUGAUGGGAGAAAAACUAAGCCGCAACCUGUCGGACAUCAGAGAGCUCAUUGACCAGGCUCGAAAACAGGCAGCAUCGAUAAAGGUGGCGAUGCAGGCGGACAAAGACUGCGUUCGAUCGUACAGACCACAGAUCGAGUCAAGUAACGUCAACAGUCUGAGUCUGAUUCUGAAAACUACAAGUAGAGAAAACCUGCUGUUCUACCUGGGCAGGAACAGCACGGGGGACUAUUUGGCAGCAGAGAUGCAUGAUGGGAAAGUGUCUGUGUUGUGGGAUCUGGGUUCAGGCAGUAGCAGAGUUGAGUUCCCCGGUCUGGACAUUGCAAACAACAAGUGGACAAGGAUAAAUGCCACACGCUACGGCGUCAAGGUUUCGCUGUCUGUACAUCAGCUGGAGUCAAAGACGCCGCCUCUCCCCGCAGUGACAGGCACAUCACCCGGAACAUCUCAGACUUUGGACAUGGACAGAGACUCAGUGAUCUACGUUGGGGGGCUGGGGACUCGCAAUCAGGGAGUCGCGGGCCUGAGGUCAACUACAUUCCAGGGCUGUCUGGGAGAGGUUUCCCUCAAUGAGAAGAACAUUGGGCUUUGGAACUAUGACAGCAGGGAGGGGAAGUGUGGAGGCUGCUUUAGCAGUCCACAGAUGGAGGAAACGGCCUUUCACUUUGAUGGAUCCGGAUACUCGGUGGUCCAUAAGUCCCUGCGUGCGACUUCUACGUCCAUUGUGCUGCUGUUUAAAACUCUGUCACCCGGCGGCUUGCUGUUGUACCUCGCUUCGAACAACACCAGAGACUUCCUGUCCAUUGAGCUUGUGGAGGGACAUGUCCGAUUGAACUUUGACCUGGGUUCAGGUGUCCUGACCCUGACCUCGAACAGGAAAUACAAUAGAAACACGUGGUACAAAAUCACACUGCAGAGGAAUAAACGCAAAGGGUACAUGUCGAUCAUGGCUGCAGACCAGUCGUCAGAGAAGGAGGUAUUGGAGGCGGAGUCUCCAGGAACGGCCUCAGACCUAAACCGAUCCGACCUAGAUCCCAUCUACAUAGGAGGACUUCCUGCGUCCAGGCCAGCCAGGCGUCAGUUAGUGUCCAGGUCAUUCGUUGGUUGUAUUAAAAAUGUGGAAAUCUCUCGCUCCAACUUUGACCUGCUGAGAGAUGCGUACGGUGUCCGGAAGGGCUGUGUCGUAAAGGCUGUACGGAGUGUAUCGCAUUUGAACGGUGGCUUCGUUCAGAUUCCUGCUUUAGUAAGCGGUCUGGAGGCUGAGCUUCUCUUCUCCUUUACCUCCAACAACCACUCAGGAAUCCUUCUUGCUGCACUCAGCUCAGAUGGAAAGCACUUUCUGUCAAUUCACCUGGUAUCAGGCGUUAUAGAGGCAGAGUUUGGCGAAGGGGGCGGAGCUACUCGCCGGGUGAAAGUCAUGAAGCGUGACAGAGGCUCGUUCAGCGAUGGCGAGACACACUCUGUGAUUGUCAGCGUAAACCGGAAGUCUCUGUACGCCCAGGUUGACGACAAUCACAUGAAGUCUGUUCCUGUUUCUUCGUUUGGAUUCCAUCGCUCAUCCCUGGAUUUAUUCUUCAUUGGUGGGCUGCCCUCAGGGAUGGAGUCACAGCUACCAAUCAGAUUACAGGAAUUUUCCAAGUCAUUCAGAGGCUGCAUUCAACACCUCGUCAUAGAUGGAGCACUCAUUGACCUAUCAGGAGCUGUGAGGUACGAGGGAGUGAAGUUUGACAGCUGCCUCCUGCAGGAGAGCGAGGGGGCGGUGCUCCCUGACACCCAGGAUUUAGAACCAACUCUAGAUCCAGACCCAGCACACCUGUCAGUCGCCACGCCCACUCACCUGAGCGCUCUAACUCCCGGAGCGAUGACGUGCACGUCGGAGACCGAGCCUACUUUCCUGUUGUCAUCAGCUCAGUUUGCUUUGUCCAAACAUAGUCACAUGACCUUCAUCAUUGACCCAAACACAGUCAGGAAGAGCGUCUCCAUCAGGUUGUCGGUCCGAAGCCGUGGAAGCAAUGGGGCUAUUCUGACCCUCACUGAUUCCAAACACAUGGAUUUCGUUGUCAUCCGACUGACGGCUGGAAAACUGAUGAUGUCAGCCGACCUGGGCAGAGGUCCCGCUUCGGUCACGUCAUCUGUGGCCGUAAAUGACGGCGAGUGGCACAACGUGAGCGCCGAGGUUGGACGACGGCUGUUGUCCCUGUCUGUUGACAGUCUCGGUCUUGAGUCUGUGACAAUCAAAGGAAACCAACUCGAUGUAGAUGACCGACUCUACCUUGGGGGCCUUCCUCACACACUGACCAGCCGGCGGCUCAAUGUCAGUAGCAGUCUACCAGGUUGUCUUCGAUCAGUCAGCCUAAAUGGAGCCACGCUGGAUCUGACAAGGCCUGCCUCAAAGCAGGAUACCACUUCCUGUUUCAGCAGGGAUCAAACAGGAAGUCACUUCAACGGCAGCGGUUACGCGGUGCUCAUGCACGACGGAUACAAAGUUGGCUCGGACCUAACGAUAACGCUGGAGUUUCGAAGCAGCCAAUUGGAUGCGGUAUUUGUGGGCAUCAGCAGUGCGAAGGUGGAUGCGAUUGGCUUGGAGAUGAUCAACGGACAGGUGGUGUUUAACGUGAACAAUGGAGCCGGACGGGUGUCGGUUCGCUCCAACGGUCAGCUGUUGUGCGACGGAAGGUGGCACGUCUUGCAGGCCAGGAAAACCAAACACAGCUUGAGCCUGAGCGUGGAUGGGCGAAGUUAUACUACAGCGAAUCCUUACCCACAGUCAACCUCUGCUGAAACCAACAACCCCGUGUAUUUGGGCGGAUUCCCAGUGGACGUGAGACAGAACUGCCUGUCCAUCAGCUCCAGGUUCAGGGGUUGUCUGAGGAACCUGCAGCUCGUCAGAUCUCACAUGAGCAACACACUGGACCUGAGCUCUGCCCACUUCCUGUUAGGUGUCACACCAUACUCGUGCCCGGCCACAUAGAUACAACUUGCAGACCAAUCAACAUAAACAUGUACAUAUCGAAGAGGUAAUUGAAUGUGAAUUGUUUUUUCUUUUUUUUCUAAUGAUACUGAUCUGGAUGGAUGGACUGAUCUAACCUGAUCUAACAUCUACAACAAAAAGUAUUGUCUACCCAAAUCCUUGUUUAGCCACAGUAUUUUCUUAUAAAAAAAAAAAAAAAAUUUGGGGUCGCGACCACACAUGGGAUUGCCUGAAAUGUCAAGUAGUUGAUUUAAAAAUUGACUGUUAAAAAUAUUUUUUCAAUUAAGUUUUUUAAAAUUUUAAACAAAAAUUCUUGCACAAUUGUACUUGUUUUUUUUUCAAUUUCAUGAAUAUACGUUGAAAUAAAAUGUAGCAUUUAAAAAUAUCCGAGC